This is a messenger RNA of Toxorhynchites rutilus septentrionalis, 2119 nucleotides long. Its product is annotated as ionotropic receptor 75a-like. NCBI's taxonomy places the organism in Eukaryota, Metazoa, Arthropoda, Insecta, Diptera, Culicidae. Bases 72 to 2030 code for a protein of 652 amino acids. The record is from RefSeq and is a predicted model, not a curated record. The transcript has 4 exons.
UGAUGCAAUCUUAUUGGUAAAGCUUUGCCAAUGAACCGCUAUUUAAAGGCUCCCUUUCAACGUUUAAGAAUAUGUUUCGUGUGUUCCACGCGUCUGUAGACUCAGAAAUGAAAUAUUUUUUACUAUUUACUCUUGCCUGUGUGGAGAUGUCUCAUUCUCAUCAUUUUUUGAUCGCAGACUUGCUGAGCAGUGAACACAUUGAUGUGGUUAUUUUGUUCCAGUGUAACACUACCCAAUUAUUCUCUUUGAUAAAGUAUUUAAAUAUAAAAGGCCUGAGAUCGCUGCAAAUCAUCGACACAAAUUCAUCCAGAUUCUACAUGGAUCAUGAGCGCUUUAUGUACACUGAUCAUCAUCGCUUUGGUCUUGUUCUGGACUUGAGCUGUCCGCGAGUGGAUGAGUUGUUAGUUUUUUGCUCAAGUCACGCCUAUUUCAAUGCGUCGUACAGUUGGUUUCUAUUAGCAGAAGGUAGUAAUGCGGAUUCUGGAUAUGAGUUGCUUGAUACUCUGAAUAUAAAUAUAGAUUCGCGCGUUACGAUUGCGGUCGAACAAGACCGGGAAUUUUUGAACUACAACUUGUACGAUGUCUACGGGACGAUAAAAAAACGUGGAGGAAAAGUACACAUUUUACAUGCAGGAGUAUGGAAUAUAACAGCGGGUCUUCGUAGAAUUCGUCCUGUUUCCUAUCGAAGAAGCAACAAUUUGAAUGGAAUAUAUCUGUGGGCAGCUAUAACUACCUUGGGUGCACCCAGAAAUGUUUCACUGGAAGAAUAUCUGCGCUCGUUAACGUUACCCAGAAGAUAUUCCUCGGAUCGCUUUGGUUACCGCAUAAGCACAUUGUUGAGCUACCAUCUUAAUUUCAGGUAUCUUCACGGAAAUUGCGAUAUUUUUUCAUCUGAUAUUUUCCAUUUUUUUAGCAUCAAGUUUAUAACUACCAAAGGAUGGUCUCUGGAAACACUUGGUACCAACUCCACAAGCGGCGUCAUUGAUCAAAUGCAGCAAAAUCUGGUGGAUUUUUCAAGCUCGCCUUCAGAACUGAGAAAGGAACGACUGACGUCUUACGAUCAAACGGUUCCAAUGACAGCCGGCAAAUUUUUGACCGUAUUCCGGCAUCCGAAAAACACUAGAACAAGAAACGUUUUUCUAGAACCAUUCUGCGAUGUUCUGUGGAUAACGGUAUCGAUGGUGCUGCUCAUUGCAUCGAUCAUUCUUUUGACGAAUUUUUACAUGGAGCGGAAGCUGGAUUGUAUAUACAACUGUCAAUUCAUGUUGGCGGUUCUGGGAUUUUUCUGUCAACAGGGAUACUCGGGCAAGGCAUCAUCCUGUGUUUCACGUAUCGCAAUUCUAUCGGCGAUUGUUUUUAGUGUUAUACUUUUUCAGUUCUACACAUCCUUCAUGAUUAGUUCACUGCUUAUGCUGCCUCCCAAAACCAUUCGAACUAUGGAUCAGCUCCUAGCAAGCGAUUUGAAGUACUCGAUCGAAAAUCUACCAUAUAAUCGAGACUUUUUCAAUAAGACCAACCGAACAGUUCUUGUUCAGUUGUAUAAACGAAAGGUGCUCCCGAAUAAAUUUGGCUUUGUGAACAUCAGCACCGGAAUUGAGCUAGUGAAGCGUGGAGGAUAUGCAUUUCAUUGUGACCUAUCAUAUGGAAACACGUGGAUCAUGGAAACCUUCGAGGAACGAGAAAUAUGUCAGCUACAGGAGCUUGUUCUCUAUCCAUUUCGACCGCUGCACAUCGUGGUACCAAAAGGUAGUCCACUGAAAGAGCUUUUCACGGUUACCCUUAGAAAGUUGCUUGAGACCGGAUUGGCACAAUAUUAUAGAAGAAAAUUUUACGUGGAUAGACCUCAGUGUAUGACGCGGCAUUUCGCUUCUGGAGCUAUAAGUUUUCUGGACAUUUCCAGUCUGUAUUGGAUGCUGGCUGCAGGUUGCGCUUUGGCAAAGCUCAUUUUAACCCUGGAGGUGAUUGUGUCUCGUGUGAAAAUCAAUCUGAACAAGAAGACCGUUAAAAAUUAUCAUGCUUGGAUUGAUUAGAUUCGUAACAUCCCACUUGAUAGUUCUAGCAUUGAAUACUCAUAGGCUGAACUGUAAAUAAAACAUGUAAAAUGAAAAAUGUAGCAAAA